AUGGCGGCAUCUUUUGGGCAGGUACUGACCCUGGUGCUGGUGGCCGCCCUGUGGGGUGGUACGCAGCCACUGCUGAAGCGGGCCUCUGCUGUCCUGCAGCAAGUUCAUGAACGUACCUGGGCUCGGCAGUUGCUGCAGGAAAUGAAGACCCUCUUCUUGAAUACUGAGUACCUGAUACCCUUUCUUCUCAACCAGUGUGGCUCCCUUCUCUACUACCUCACCUUGGCAUCCACAGAUCUAACCUUAGCUGUGCCCAUCUGUAACUCCCUGGCCAUUGUCUUCACGCUGAUAGUUGGAAAGGUAUUAGGAGAAGAUAUUGGUGGAAAAGGAGCAGUCACAGGCAUGGUGCUCACUGUGGCAGGAAUUGCACUCUGCAUCACAAGCUCAGUGAACAAGACCCAGGGGCAGCCAUCUACCCUCUGA
Molecule: messenger RNA, 423 nt
Organism: Chrysochloris asiatica (Cape golden mole)
Lineage: Eukaryota; Metazoa; Chordata; Mammalia; Afrosoricida; Chrysochloridae
Gene: TMEM234
Product: transmembrane protein 234
Exons: 5
Coding region: 1-423 (140 amino acids)
Source: RefSeq, a predicted model, not a curated record